AUGCGGAACAAGAGUGGAUCCUCAGUGAAUGCUUAUUGGCCACCAUCACCUGGUUACUGGCCAAGCUCCAAGCAUCAGAGAAUGGACCAAAAUGCCCUCACCAUCUGGCUUGAUAGAACCUCAGGAAGUGGAUUUAAGUCAGUGAAGCCAUUCAGAUCAGGUUACUUUGGAGCAUCCAUCAAACUCCAACCUGGCUACACUGCUGGAGUCAUCACAUCUCUCUAUCUAUCAAAUAAUGAGGCACAUCCAGGAUUCCUGAUGAGUGGACAUCGAAUUCUUGGGGACAACAUUUGGAAGCCUUACACACUUCAAACAAAUGUGUACAUUAGAGGAAGUGGUGAUGGCAAAAUCAUUGGUCGCGAGAUGAAGUUUCGCUUGUGGUUUGAUCCCACUUCGGAUUUUCACCAUUAUGCUAUUCUUUGGAACCCUAGAGAAAUCAUGUAA
Brassica napus (rape) is the source of this 444-nucleotide messenger RNA. RefSeq names its product probable xyloglucan endotransglucosylase/hydrolase protein 32. Gene Ontology annotation, biological process: carbohydrate metabolic process. Gene Ontology annotation, molecular function: hydrolase activity, hydrolyzing O-glycosyl compounds. Lineage: Eukaryota; Viridiplantae; Streptophyta; Magnoliopsida; Brassicales; Brassicaceae. The record is from RefSeq and is a predicted model, not a curated record. The coding region runs from base 1 to 444 and encodes 147 amino acids. The transcript has 5 exons.